UCACGGAGAGGUCACGCACAUGCUCAAAAGCGCUCACGGGAUAAUGUUGACCCAGACAUUUCGCCGGUCUGUGCCCUCCUGGCUGUGCCACCGUGCCCGGCCCGGGCUCCGGCUGCGGCUGCCCCUGUCUGCCCGAGCCGGCAUGGCCAUCUCCAUCCAGCUCCAGCCCAGCCCCCGGUGCCUGUUCGAUGAGCCGCUCGAGGUGCGGGUGAGCGGCCUCUGCCCGCACCAACAGGUCACCCUCAAGGCUUGGCUCCGCGACGAGAAGGAGCAGCUUUUCCAUUCGGCCGCUCUCUACACGGCCGACCCCCACGGCCAGCUCGACCUGACUCGCUCCCCCUCCCUGGGGGGACACUACACCGGCGUCCAGCCCAUGGGACUCUUCUGGUCGCUCAGCCCCGUCACUCCGUUCACUCGCCUGGUCAAGAGGGACGUGGCCGCUUCUCCCCUCUCCGUCCACAUCGAGAUCUUUGACGGACACUGGAGCCUCGGGCAGCUCCCACCGCAGCCUCUAGCCACCGCCAUCAAUCAGCGCUGGUUCAUGAAGGAGGGUCUGGUCAGGAUCCCAGUCAGAGAAGGCAGGAUCCGAGGGACCCUCUUCGUCCCACCCGGUGAUGGUCCAUUUCCAGGGAUCAUUGAUCUGUAUGGGUCAGUUGGUGGAAUGGUUGAACACCGAGCGAGUCUCUUGGCAAACCAUGGAUUUCUGACACUGGCUUUAGGGUAUUUUGGCUUUGAUGACCUCCCAAAGGAUCUUACAAAUCUUGAUCUGGAAUAUUUUGAAGAAGCUGUGAACUUCUUGAGAAGCUAUCCAAAGGUUAAGGGUCCAGGAGUUGGAGCAAUAGGGAUUUCAAAAGGAGGAGAUCUAGUUCUAUCAAUGACCACAUUUUUGCAACAUGUAAUAGCAGCAGUUAGUAUUGGUGGAUGCAAUGCUAACACAUUGGGGAACCUGCACUACAGAAACAUUACUCUUCCUGGUCUCGGUUUUACUAUAGAAAGAGUCAAAUUUUUAGAAUCCAAGCUGAUCGAUAUCUCUGAAGUGACAAAUAACCCAAUGGAGGAAGAAAACAAAGAUUGUGUUAUCCCCAUUGAAAAGGCUGAGGGGCACUUUUUGUUUGUGGUUGGAGAAGAUGACAAGAAUUGGAGAACUCCACUCUAUGCUCAUCAGGCUGUUGAAAAACUGGAAGAAAAUGGCAAAACAAAUUAUGAACUUAUUACUUAUCCCAAGGCUGGACAUCUCCUGGAGCCCUCGUAUUUUCCAUUUUGCCAUGCUUCUUUUCAUCGGCUGGUGGGACAGCCUGUGGCAUGGGGAGGGAAAAUGAAGCCACACGCACUGGCACAGAUAGAUCUGUGGCCAAAGAUCCAGUCUUUUCUACGAAAACAUCUUGAACAUCAGAACUAGUGGUGAAACUAUUCAGCCUUCGCAUUCCAAAGUUAGCAAAUAAAUUGUUCCUUAGAUUUACAUUAAUCCAUGUUAAUUUGUAAUAAAUUAGCAAAACAGAUUUCUUUUUGUAUAAUUGUAUUUUACUCCGCACUUAAAUAUGUAACAUUGUUUUACAAUGCAAAAAUUGUAUUUGUUACUUACUGAAUUCCAAAAGUCUGCUGUAAUUUUUGCCUGGUAGUUAUACUUUAACAUUUGACUGAGUAAAAUUUUAUAGAACAAAACAAUGUUUGAAUUAAAUGCAAGAUUUUCUGUAUGAAUGCCAUUUCUCAAGCGCCUCAGAAUAAAUAGCAUUUCAGUGUUGGUCCUUGAACUUUUGAAACUAAAUAUCUGGGAUUGGCAAAUGUCAUUAGCUUUUUAUUGAUUUAACAUGAAUGAAUGUAAAAUCAUGAACUGGAAAACCCCCUCCCAGCUGAACAGUAUUCAAUGUAAAAUGUUCACCAGUAUCUUUUGUUUGAAGCCUAACAGAUGAAUUUUCUCUCCCUUUCUUUCAUCAAUAAAUGUGAUGUUUAA
Messenger RNA from Stegostoma tigrinum, 1951 nucleotides. RefSeq names its product acyl-coenzyme A thioesterase 1-like. NCBI's taxonomy places the organism in Eukaryota, Metazoa, Chordata, Chondrichthyes, Orectolobiformes, Stegostomatidae. Bases 20 to 1399 code for a protein of 459 amino acids. The transcript is spliced from 3 exons. Gene Ontology annotation, biological process: fatty acid metabolic process; acyl-CoA metabolic process. Gene Ontology annotation, molecular function: fatty acyl-CoA hydrolase activity. The record is from RefSeq and is a predicted model, not a curated record.